AUUUUGAAAGGUCUCUUGUUACUUCGGCUCCAACGCUGGACGGUUUGGUCUGCUCGCCUCUGCGGGUCCCAGUGUUUGUUAGAUCGAUUCGUACUUCUCAUUCAACGGCGUCGUAUCUUCUUUACUGUACUCUCCUUUCAACCGUCUCCACAUCCUCUCCUAGUUUUUAGUCCCUUUAAUUAAUGCAGUUUAAAUCCAACAAAAUUAUUACAGUUAAAAAAAAGUCUCUCCAGAUUCAUAUUUAUCAACUGCACGUCAAAAAAAGAAGUUUCUGGUCCUCAAUGGCUGCCAAGCUGGGUUCGUUUAGGUACUCUCUUCUAGAGAAAAGAGAGAGAACAAAGGGGUAUUCAGUAUUGGGAUUCACCAACGAAGAAGAAGAACAACAAGGACGGAGAUGCUUUUCUUACAGAUUCAUAAGCAACAAAGUAAAUGGGUUCCUAAAGGAGAUUCAACAUGUUUCAGUCAAGGCAUGGCAGAUGGGCAAAUCCGAUCCCAGAAAGAUUAUUUUCUCCGCCAAGAUGGGUCUUACCUUAAUGCUUCUUUCCUUGCUUAUUUUCUUGAAAGAAGAACCCAUCAAGGAGCUAAGUCAAUACUCUGUUUGGGCUAUUCUCACUGUUGUUGUCGUCUUUGAAUUCAGUAUAGGAGCUACUCUUAGCAAAGGAUUUAACCGUGGGCUGGGGACACUAUCGGCUGGAGGGCUCGCCCUGGGUAUGGCCGAAUUGUCGCAGUUGGCUGGACAAUGGGAAGAAGUUGUUAUUGUUAUUAGCAUCUUUAUCAUAGGAUUCUUUUCAACUUAUGCAAAACUAUAUCCAACGAUGAAGCCUUAUGAGUAUGGAUUCCGAGUGUUCGUGUUGACAUAUUGUUUCAUAACAGUAUCUGGGUAUAGAACAGGGGAAUUCUUCCAUACGGCUGUGACACGAUUUUUGCUAAUAGCACUUGGUGCCAGUGUUUCUUUAGUUGUUAAUGUAUGUAUUUACCCUAUCUGGGCUGGCGAGGAUCUACACAACUUGGUGGCAAAAAAUUUUAUGAGUGUGGCAAAUUCUUUAGAAGGAUGUGUUAAGGGCUACCUUAACUGUGUUGAAUAUGAAAGGGUCCCUUCCAAAAUUUUAACUUAUCAAGCUUCAGAUGACCCAGUUUACAGUGGCUACAGAUCAGCUGUAGAAUCUAGAAGUCAAGAGGAAGCUCUGAUGGGCUUUGCCAUCUGGGAGCCACCUCAUGGUCCUUACAGGUCAAUUGGUUAUCCAUGGAAGAAUUAUGCCAAAGUAAGUGGAGCACUAAGGCAUUGUGCAUUCAUGGUUAUGGCAUUGCAUGGCUGUAUACUUUCAGAAAUACAGGCUCCACCUGAAAGGAGACAAGUCUUUCGUGAUGAACUUCAGAGGGUAGGUGCUGCAGGUGCUAGAGUGCUGCGUGAGCUUGGGAACAAAGUUAAAAAGAUGGAGAAAUUAGGUCCUGUUGACAUACUAUUUGAAGUACAUGAGGCUGCAGAAGAGUUGCAAAACAAAGUUGACCGAAAAUCAUACCUUCUUGUUAAUGCUGAGAGUUGGGAAAUUGGAAAUCGAGCACAUAGUGUAGCAGAGCCUCAAGAUUUACUGAACUUCGAUAGUGAAGAACACAAAGUCCUGGGUUAUAAGUCCCUCAGUGAAGCAGUACUUGAUCUUAGGUCAGUUACCAUACCAAAAAGUUGGGAUGAUCUGAAGAAUAAUGUAGGUGUCAACCCCAUAGUCCCUCCUGGAGCACCCUCUGAAGACUUACUUAAGAAGCAGAUAUCGUGGCCAGCGCCUACUUUAUUUACUGCUGAUGCAGUGCCACAUUUGGAAGAGUCAAAAACAUAUGAGAAUGCAAGUGCAUUGUCAUUGGCAACAUUUACUUCGCUUUUGAUUGAAUUCGUUGCAAGGCUGCAAAAUGUGGUCGACUCAUUUGAAGAGUUGAGCCAGAAAGCAAACUUUAAGGAAGCUGAUGAGCUACCAACGGCAGCAAGAGAGCCCACUGGCCUUUGGUCCAGAUUGCUUAGAUGUCUUAAGUUUUAGAAAGAUUAGAAAAAUACAAAAAUGGAAUUGGUCAGAGCCUAAAUCAAGAAUAAUGGCUUAAGAUGUGGUCUCAACAAGUUCGGGAAGAUGGCAAAAAUAUUUCUGCAUUAAUGCGGAUGCUUUAUAACUUGAUGAGAAUGAUCUGAUGAAAUGGUAAGUGAAAAUUGCUGUCAUGGCAGAAGUUUCCUCUUUGCUUCCAUCCGGUAAAAAUUUCACACCUGCAUAGCAAUGUAAAUGCUCGCCUUCUCAAAUCUGUAGCAAUAGUAAUACCUAAAUAGUGUAGGCUUGAAUGGGUGCAGCAUCGGCAAUAGGAUUUGGAUCAAUAGCGGGCUUGAUCAAGUUUUAGUAGUGCAUAACCCCACGAUUUGCGUCGGAGCCUAUAAUUAAAUUUUAAAUCAUUUUAAAAUUUUAUUUAUAUAAAGUUUAAAUAUUUGUAUUAACAGCAUACCGAAAUAUAUAUUCAAGUAUGUAAACAAUGUUUUGAAUAUUUUACUUUGUAUGAUAAAUAUACG
Molecule: messenger RNA, 2539 nt
Organism: Durio zibethinus
Lineage: Eukaryota; Viridiplantae; Streptophyta; Magnoliopsida; Malvales; Malvaceae
Product: aluminum-activated malate transporter 9
Biological process (GO): malate transport
Source: RefSeq, a predicted model, not a curated record